Messenger RNA from Boleophthalmus pectinirostris (great blue-spotted mudskipper), 3348 nucleotides. RefSeq names its product DNA topoisomerase Ib (gene top1b). The record is from RefSeq and is a predicted model, not a curated record. The transcript is spliced from 21 exons. Gene Ontology annotation, biological process: DNA replication; DNA topological change; chromosome segregation. NCBI's taxonomy places the organism in Eukaryota, Metazoa, Chordata, Actinopteri, Gobiiformes, Gobiidae. Bases 85 to 2352 code for a protein of 755 amino acids. Gene Ontology annotation, molecular function: DNA binding; DNA topoisomerase type I (single strand cut, ATP-independent) activity. Gene Ontology annotation, cellular component: chromosome; nucleolus.
CCUGGCUGUCACCGUGUUCCUGGAGCCUCACAUCCCUCUGUCUGCCUGUGACAACUUCAGCUGAUUCCCCGCAAAAACUUCACCAUGAGCGGCGACCACGAACACAGAGAGGCACAGGUCAAUUGUGGAUCUAAAGGAAAUGACUCUCACAAACAUAAAGAGAAGCACAGAGACAAGGAACACCGACACAAAGACCACAAGAAAGACAAAGAACGGGAGCGCUCCAAACACAGCAACAGUGAACAUAAAGAGCACUCUGAGAAAAAACACAAAGAUAAACUGAAGCACAGUGAUGGCUCCGAAAAACAGAAGGAGAAAGAGAAGAGGAGAGAGGACAAGGUGAAAUCCUCCCAUAUAGACAAGCCUAAGAAAGAAAAAGAGAAUGGAUAUGUCCGAGAUUCAAGUCCUGUUAUUAAGAGCGAGCCUGAGGAAGACAAUGGCUUUUACACAGUUUCAAAGCACAAGCCAUCCAAACGAGAGUAUGAUGAUGAAGAGUUUGACUAUAAACCCAAAAAGGUAAAAACAGAACAUGAGAAAAAGGCCAAGAAGAGAAAACACGAAUAUGAAGAUGAUGAGGAUGAAGAGGACAUAAAACCCAAGAAGACAAAAGAUAAAAGUGGAAAAGAUGGGAAGAAAAACAAAAAAGAUGAGGAAGAGAAAUGGAAAUGGUGGGAGGAGGAAAGAUACACAGAUGGAUCUAAGUGGCGCUUCCUUGAGCACAAGGGCCCAGUGUUUGCGCCUCCCUAUGAGCCUAUGCCCGAUAAAGUCAAGUUUUACUACGAUGGAAAACCAAUGAAGCUUAGCGCCCCAGCUGAGGAAGUAGCCACUUUCUUUGCCAAAAUGUUGGAGCAUGAAUAUACCACUAAGGACAUCUUUAGAAAGAACUUUUUCAAAGACUGGAGAAAAGAAAUGACUCCAGAGGAAAAGUCAAAAAUUACUGACCUAAACAAAUGUGACUUCAGUGAGAUGAGUGCAUACUUCAAAGCUCAAUCUGAGGCAAGAAAACAGAUGACGAAAGAGGAAAAGCAGAAAAUCAAAGAGGAGAAUGAGCGGAUCCUUCAGGAAUAUGGAUUUUGCAUCAUGGACAAACACAAGGAGCGGAUUGGGAACUUUCGGAUCGAGCCUCCUGGACUUUUUAGGGGACGAGGGGACCACCCAAAGAUGGGAAUGUUGAAACGACGGAUCAGACCUCAAGACAUCAUCAUCAACUGCAGCAAGGACUCCAAGAUACCCAAACCUCCUCCCGGAACAAAGUGGAAGGAAGUACGUUAUGACAACAAGGUGACCUGGCUGGCCUCCUGGACAGAAAACAUUCAGGGCUCCAUCAAAUACAUUAUGUUGAACCCGAGCUCAAGGAUUAAGGGUGAGAAAGACUGGCAAAAAUAUGAAACGGCACGGCGACUGAAGAAGUGUGUGGAUCGUAUCCGGAGUCAGUACAGAGAUGACUGGAAGUCAAAGGAAAUGAGGAUUAGGCAGAGGGCAGUGGCGCUGUACUUCAUAGACAAAUUAGCACUAAGAGCUGGAAAUGAAAAGGAGGAAGGAGAGACGGCAGACACAGUCGGCUGCUGUUCACUGAGGGUGGAACAUAUCAAACUUUAUCCCAAACUGGAUGAGCAGGAGUAUGUGGUAGAGUUUGAUUUCCUGGGAAAAGAUUCAAUUCGCUACUACAACAAGAUCCCAGUAGAGAAAAGGGUCUUUAAAAACCUGCAGUUGUUUCUUGAAAACAAGCAGCCAGAAGAUGACCUAUUUGACCGAUUAAAUACUUCAAUUUUAAACAAGCACUUACAGGAGCUAAUGGAUGGACUCACAGCUAAAGUGUUUCGAACCUACAACGCUUCCAUCACUCUGCAGCAGCAGCUCAAAGAGCUCACAUGUGCUGAUGACAGCGUCCCGGCUAAGAUCCUGUCAUACAACAGAGCCAACCGGGCGGUGGCCAUUCUCUGUAACCACCAGAGAGCUCCACCCAAAACCUUUGAAAAGUCCAUGCAAAACCUCCAGACCAAAAUUGAUGACAAACAAAAUCAGCUGUCCACAGCACGGAAACAGUUAAAAGCUGCUAAAGCUGACCACAAGGCUUCCCAUGAUGAAAAGAGCAAAAAAACUGUGGAGAUGAAGCGAAAAGCAGUCCAGAGAAUAGAGGAGCAGCUGAUGAAGCUCCAGAUGCAGGCGACAGACAGAGAGGAGAACAAACAGAUCGCUUUGGGCACGUCCAAACUCAACUACCUGGACCCACGCAUCUCUGUCGCCUGGUGCAAAAAGUAUGGCAUCCCGAUUGAGAAGAUCUACAACAAAACUCAGAGGGAGAAGUUUGCCUGGGCGAUUGACAUGGCAGAGAAGGAUUACGAGUUUUAAAACACACACGUGUUUCUUUCGUCAUACCUUUGAUUGUAAAGAUGGUUUCCUGUUGAUGUCAAAUGAAUCCACUUUGUGGCUAAAGCAGGACUGUAAAGAACAAAAAGCAAAUACAGGCGCAUGUCCAUAGAGGCAAUUAUUUAAGAGGUUUUAUAGUUACUUUAAAAAGGUGAAAUGCAUAUAAUCUGAUUUGAAAACAAAAUCUAAAUUAUAAAAUACAUUUCUUUUUUUUUUUUUUUAUUAUGUUUUUGUAGUAAUAUGUAUAUGCACUUAAAACUUUACUUAAAAUAACAUAAUAUAUUUACCAUCCAUAUUAUUUAUUUACAUGAUUAUUGUUAUUCAAUGAUUUAAAUAACAGGAUCACAUUAUAAGAUUCAUAGAAUACUUAAUUUGACUUUUAUCACUAACUGUAAGCCAUAACCAUCACUAUAUAAUCAUGCAUAUUGAUUUGUAUUAAACUGCUGAUGUGGCUAUUGCACAAUAGACAUGCGCCUUGACGAACAGAGACGAUUUAUUACAAUGUGUAUGUAUGAAUUUACUCAAGAAUCAACAAUCAUGUGAUCAAACUACAACUCUUGGAAUACUAGAAUUAUCAAAAUAGUAUGUAUGUAGCCGAUGUCCGCCCCAAAAAUGGACACUUUUGUUUUAUUUGAGAUGACUUAGAUUAGUAAGCCAUCAGAUUUAUGGACAAAAUUCUAUAUUCUCAUAGGAUUAUUAACUAGUAAAUGUGUGAGGACCUGUGAGAGCCAUGUGAUAGGAAGGAAAGUGUACAUGAAUAUUUAUUGAAGUUUUUGUAUGUUGAGACAAAAUGCGCCUGAGAGACAAAGGACUGGGUGUAUCUCCAAUGUAAGCACUUGUUAAUAUUAAUAUUGCCAUAGUUUCAUUACUUUACAGUUUUGCAUUUUAUUUCAGGGAUGUAUAUAUUUUUUUUCAUUAAGCUGUAUACAUUGUGAGCUAAAGCCUCUCCUCACUGCACGUACACCUAUCAGGUAUAAC